Drosophila bipectinata is the source of this 626-nucleotide messenger RNA. RefSeq lists its product as uncharacterized. The record is from RefSeq and is a predicted model, not a curated record. Lineage: Eukaryota; Metazoa; Arthropoda; Insecta; Diptera; Drosophilidae.
AACAAAGGCCGCAUUCAGCGAUAGCAUGGCGAUAAGCGGAAUACAACCCGACCCGUAGCCAGUUUCAAAACACAGCAAUGUCGAAUCGCCAGACGCGGAAAAAAGAUUAUUCCGAUCUCUUACUAUAUUCUCUAGCGUUUGCAGUAUGUUUGCUCAUCCUGGCACAUCCUGUCCUGGGAAUGCGAUGCAAGAUUCCCUACCAGAGGGUCCGUGAGAAUUAUUGCUAUUUUGUGGCCGAUGAAGAGCCGCUGCACACUUCAUUCCACAACUUUUGCUACCAGGAAAAGCGGACUUCGCGGGUAUGUCUGGACAGCGAGGAGGAGAUGCGGUUCCUGGCCCAGUAUCUCUACGAAAUGGACUACCAGGACGGAUCUCAGUUCUGGAGCGCCGGCCACCGGUGGCCCGGGGAUAAUCGCUUCUACUGGAAUUACUUUGGACGGGCGCGGGUGAUGAACUACUCGAACUGGGCGCCCGACGAGCCCACUCCCCAAAUGGGUCGCAACUGCCUCAUCCUGACCCUAAAAAUGGGGGAACUGAUCAUGAGCAGCGAGUCCUGCUACACCCGGGCUGUGGACAUCUGCGAGCAAUCGCUUAACGAUACUGAAUCUCGGUCAGUUAUGCACUGA